This is a messenger RNA of Tarenaya hassleriana, 2143 nucleotides long. RefSeq names its product plastidial pyruvate kinase 1, chloroplastic. Gene Ontology annotation, molecular function: pyruvate kinase activity; magnesium ion binding; potassium ion binding. NCBI's taxonomy places the organism in Eukaryota, Viridiplantae, Streptophyta, Magnoliopsida, Brassicales, Cleomaceae. The transcript is spliced from 6 exons. The record is from RefSeq and is a predicted model, not a curated record. Bases 135 to 1907 code for a protein of 590 amino acids. Gene Ontology annotation, cellular component: cytoplasm; chloroplast stroma. Gene Ontology annotation, biological process: glycolytic process.
AUGAAAAUCACAUUGUCGUCUCAAACGCUUCAUCGUUAUAUCCGCCAUCUCUAAAACCUCCUCUCUCUCUCUCUCUCGCUAGCCAACUUCUCGGAUUCCCGGUGUACCGGAAACUAGCUCUCCGGUCAACCACCAUGUCUCAGUCUCUCCAGUUCUGCUCUCACUCACGCGCUCUUCGCCUUGCCCAUCUCCCUCAACCACGAACCCGACACUGCCUCCCCUCCUUCCGCCGAUUUCCCGCCACCGCCCCCAGAUACCCCACCAUCAGAGCCUCCUCGUCUCCGACUCCAUCUCCGGAUCUCGAGUCCUCCUCGUCUCAGGUGCUUCUCUCUGAUAACGGAAAAGGGUCGGUGACGACGGAGGGGAAAUCGUCGGCGGUGGCUGUUCCGGCAGUGGAGACGGCGGGGAUUGAUGUCGAUGCGGUGACGGAGGCGGAGCUUAAGGAGAAUGGGUUCAGGAGCACGAGGAGGACGAAGCUGAUCUGCACGAUCGGACCGGCGACGUGUGGGUUCGAGCAGCUGGAGGCGCUCGCCGUCGGCGGCAUGAACGUGGCGCGAAUCAACAUGUGCCACGGCACGCGCGACUGGCACCGCAAUGUCAUCCGCAGUGUUCGGAGGCUCAACGAAGAGAAAGGGUUCGCGGUCGCGAUCAUGAUGGACACUGAGGGCAGCGAGAUUCACAUGGGCGAUCUCGGUGGUGAAGCUUCGGCUAAAGCAGAGGAUGGUGAGAUUUGGACAUUUACUGUAAGGGCAUUUGAUUCUUCUCGACCGGAACGCACCAUCAGUGUGAACUAUGAUGGUUUCGCAGAAGAUGUAAAAGUGGGGGAUGAGCUUCUGGUGGAUGGUGGGAUGGUUAGAUUUGAAGUGAUAGAGAAGUUCGGUCCUGAUGUCAAGUGCCUUUGCACUGAUCCCGGGCUGUUGCUUCCUCGAGCUAACUUGACUUUUUGGAGGGACGGGAGUCUUGUCCGAGAGCGUAAUGCCAUGCUUCCAACCAUAUCUUCCAAGGACUGGUUGGACAUUGAUUUUGGAAUCACAGAAGGAGUGGAUUUCAUCGCAGUAUCUUUCGUCAAGUCUGCUGAAGUAAUUAACCAUCUGAAAAGCUACCUUGCUGCCCGUUCCCGUGGAGGGGAGAUUGCGGUUAUUGCAAAGAUUGAGAGCAUUGAUUCACUGACAAAUUUGGAAGAGAUCAUACAAGCAUCAGAUGGAGCCAUGGUUGCAAGGGGGGACCUUGGAGCUCAGAUACCACUGGAACAGGUUCCAUCGGCUCAGCAGAGAAUCGUUCGGUUCUGUAGAGCGCUUAACAAGCCGGUCAUCGUUGCGUCACAGUUACUCGAAUCUAUGAUCGAGUACCCGACUCCUACCCGGGCAGAAGUGGCAGAUGUGUCUGAAGCUGUGAGGCAGAGAUCCGACGCGUUGAUGCUUUCAGGCGAAUCAGCUAUGGGGCAAUACCCAGAUAAGGCACUUGCUGUUCUUAGAAGUGUCAGUUUGAGGAUCGAAAAAUGGUGGAGGGAAGAGAAACGGCAUGAAGCCAUGGAACUUCAGGCCUUAGGCUCUACCUUUUCAGACAAAAUCUCUGAAGAGAUCUGCAGCUCCGCUGCCAAAAUGGCGAACAACCUGGGAGUGGAUGCACUCUUCGUUUACACGAAGACCGGACAUAUGGCGUCGCUCCUGUCCAGAUGCCGACCAGACUGCCCGAUCUUCGCCUUCACGACCACCACUUCCGUUCGGAGACGCCUAAACCUACAAUGGGGACUCAUCCCUUUCCGUCUAAGCUUCUCGGACGACAUGGAGAACAACCUUAACAAGACCUUCGCCUUGCUCAAAGCUCGAGGGAUGAUCAAAUCCGGUGAUCUCGUCAUCGCUGUCUCAGACAUGUUGCAAUCCAUCCAGGUUAUGAACGUUCCCUGAUCGGAAUCGAAUCCCGCAAUCUCUUGGCCGAUCAUCGAGCUAUCAAAUGGAAAAAACAGAUAACGAUUUCCGUACGACGGUAGUUGGUCGCGCCGCCAUGAAUGUAAGCUUAGUGUGAUGAUGUUUUGUUUUUUCUUCGUUUGUUUGCAUUCGGAUUAUGUCUUCUUGGGCUUUCUAUGGAUUGGGCCCUCAAUGGGCAAUGGGUCUUUAAUGAGAUACGAGCCUUUUAUGUUUUA